CCUAGUUGGGGACAGCCACACACUGUAAUGUCAGAGGAUUUAUUAGAAGGCCAAUAUCAAACAGAACUAAUUAAACCUCAUUGCAUUUUAGGAUCACAGAACAAUGACAAAAGACAGUUUCUGCUGGAGAGACUGCUGGAUGCAGUAAAACAGUGCCAGAUCCGCUUUGGAGGGAGAAAGGAGAUCGCCUCCGAUUCCGACAGCAGGGUUACCUGCCUCUGCGCCCAGCUGGAAGCCGUCCUGCAGCAUGGCUUGAAGAGGAGCCGAGGAUUGGCGCUCACAGCGGCGGCGAUCAAACAGGCAGCAGGCUUCGCCAGCAAGACGGAGACAGAGCCCGUGUUCUGGCACUACGUGAAGGAGGUCCUCAACAGGCACGAGCUGCAGCGCUUCCACUCCCUGCGCCACAUCACCUCUGAUGUGGGCCGGGGCCGCGCCUGGCUGCGCUGCGCCCUCAACGAGCACUCGCUGGAGCGCUACCUGCACAUGCUGCUCGCCGACCAGGGCAGGCUCAGCACUUUUUAUGAAGACUGGUCUUUUGUGAUGGAUGAAGAAAGGUCUAGCAUGCUUCCCACCAUGGCAGCUGGGCUGAACUCCAUACUCUUCGCAAUUAACAUCGACAACAAGGACUUAAAUGGGCAGAGCAAAUUUGCUCCCACUGUCUCCGACCUCUUAAAGGAAUCAACGCAGAACGUGACCUCCUUGCUGAAGGAAUCCACUCAGGGAGUGAGCAGCCUCCUCAGGGAGAUCACAGCCUCCUCUGCUGUCUCCAUCCUCAUUAAGCCCGAGCAGGAGACUGACCCGCUGCCUGUUGUGUCCAAGAACGUCAGUGCUGAUGCCAGAUGUAAAAAGGAACGGAAGAAGAAAAAGAAGGUGACCAACAUCAUCUCAUUUGAUGAGGAGGAGGAUGAGCAGACCUCUGGGGAUGUUUUUAAAAAGCUUCCUGGGACAGGGGAGAGCUCGGAGGAGAACUCCGACCGGUCCUCGGUCAACAUCAUGUCGGCCUUUGAAAGCCCCUUUGGGCCGAAUUCCAACGGCAGCCAGAGCAGCAGCUCCUGGAAAGUGGACUCCCUUUCUCUAAAUGGGGAGCUUGGGUACCAGAAGCUCGAUGUGAAGAGCAUCGACGACGAAGGCGUGGAUGACAACGAGGACGACGCGUAUGUGGACCCAUCAGGAAGGAAGCGUGCGGGCCACCUGGGAUCACCAGAGAAGCCCCUGGAUGGGAACACCUGCCUCUCCCAGGUGCACAGCUGGGCUCCGCUGCAGGUGCUCCACGGCGAUGCUGAUGUCCUCUUCCCAGUCAGCGGAGUGGGCUCCUACAGCCCUGCAGAUCCCCCCCUGGGAAGCCUGGAGAACGGAACAGGACCUGAGGACCACAUUCUCCCAGAGCCUGGGCUUCGGUACAGUGUGGACGCCAGCCCUCCAGCCCAAGGAAGUCCUCUGAGCAGCCUCUUGCCUUCUGCGUCGGUGCCAGAAUCCAUGACGAUUAAUGAACUACGACAAGCCAUCGUGGCCAUGAUGAACAGAAAGGAUGAGCUGGAAGAAGAGAACAGAUCCCUGCGGAACCUGCUUGAUGGCGAGAUGGAACAUUCGGCUGCGCUCCGGCAGGAGGUGGACACCUUGAAAAGGAAGGUGACCGAGCAGGAGGAGCGGCACACCAUGAAGGUCCAGGCUUUGGCAAGAGAAAACGAGGUGCUCAAAGUCCAGCUGAAGAAAUAUGUAGGAGCUGUCCAGAUGCUGAAAAGAGAAGGCCCUACAGCUGAAGUUGUGCCAAAUCUUUGGAACGUUGAUGGCGAAGUUACAGUCCCUGAACAGAAGCCAGGAGAGGUUGCUGAAGAGCUCGCAAGCUCUUAUGAAAGGAAGCUCAUUGAGGUGGCAGAGAUGCAUGGAGAGCUGAUCGAGUUCAACGAGCGCCUGCACAGGGCCUUGGUGGCCAAGGAAGCUCUGGUGUCCCAGAUGAGGCAGGAGCUCAUCGACCUCCGGGGCCCGGUGCCCGGAGAUUUGAGUCAAACAUCCGAAGAUCAGAGUUUGUCGGAUUUUGAAAUAACUAACCGGGCGCUGAUCAACGUCUGGAUCCCGUCGGUGUUCCUCCGCGGCAAGGCAGCGAAUGCAUUCCACGUGUAUCAGGUCUACAUCCGGAUAAAGGACGACGAGUGGAACGUCUACCGGAGAUACACGGAGUUCCGGAGCCUGCACCACAAGCUGCAGAGCAGGUUCCCCCAGGUGCGGGCCUACAGCUUCCCACCCAAGAAGGCCAUCGGGAACAAGGAUGCCAAGUUCGUAGAGGAACGGAGAAAGCAGCUCCAGAGUUACCUGCGCAGCGUCAUGAACAAAGUCAUCCAGAUGGUGCCCGAGUUUGCUGCCAGCCCCAAGAAGGAGACCCUCACCCAGCUGAUGCCCUUCUUUGUUGACAUCACCCCUCCCGGAGAGCCCCUGAACAAGAACAGCCGGCCCAAAGCGGCUUCCCGCUUCCCCAAGCUGUCCCGUGGUCAUCCCAGGGAGACGCGCAACGUGGAGCCCCAGAGCGGUGACCUCUGACCUCAGCAGAAUCCAGAUCCCAGCCACUCUGUCCCUGACUUGGCCACGGCAGCUGGCCUGACGCUUUGGAGUGAUGACCACGUCCACCUGGUCAACCCAGAGAGCACACCUUCCCUGCCGGCCACAUGCCACCCUGAUUAAACUGGUCAGUCUCAGAGCUGCCAGGCCCCUGUCCUGAGAGUGCGGCGGUUCCUCGUUGGACAGACUGGCACACCUGGCCACUGCUUGCCAAGGGCAGCACAGCCACCUAUUCCUUGCUCGGGCUGGGGUCCCCAGGUGGAAUGCACAGUGCCCAGGCUCCACAGGCAGUCCCCUCGGAAACCACCCAAGCCUCUUUCCCACGAGGGAAUUGGCCUCUUUUGAACCUGACCACCUGGCUGUACCCUCUGGACAGACAGAGCUCUGUCACCCUCCAUCAGUGGUCACUGGACACCCCGUGGUAUCACUCCUGUGGGCAGACAUUCCCGCAGACUGUGAAGGAGCCACUGGUGACAUUGAACUUGGGUGCGGCUGCAGGAAGCAGCACCACCCAGGAACCCUGAGGCCACCAUGCAGCUCGUCGGGCUGGGUGUGGGCUCCGCACCUCCAACCCAGGCCUGGCACUGCUGGCCUCAGGUCAUGGACCUGGCUUGGGGGACCAGAUCCAUCUAUAAACGGCACCUGAACAGAUCAUGAUUGUUCCCCAAAGACAGUUUGUGAUGCGCCAUCUGUCCCCUUUCAGUGGGAAUGGAACCCUUGUCCCUCCUGUCACAGGGAGCAGGAUGACCAGCGCAGCAGCCCCCUCGGUCCUCCGCAUCAUGGCACCUCUGCACCGAGGGCAUGCGCAAGGGCUGGGCUAGAGCGUGUGGCCCUGUGUCCACUGGGCCAUCGUGGCCUGCAUGGAUGACAGGCGAGGGAGGGGUCAUGCAAGGCCACCGUGGGCUUGUGCUUGAACCCUCAGUUCAUUGGCUGAAAUCUCAAUGAGCCACCGGGGUGAGCACAGAGCACUUCCUAAGGAAGCAUCACAGAAGAUUCCUGUGGCAGGGUCCCCAGUGGGGGCAGGGAAGCCAUCAACGUGCCCAGCCGACCAAGAAGCAGCCAAGGGCUUCGUGGGGCCCUGCUGGCAGCUUGCAGGUGCCAGAACUGCUGCCGUACGUGGCCUCACUGAGCAGAGCAGCCCUGGCCCCUGUGAACAGAGCCCUCGAGGGCAGGGGCUGGCUGCAGGACUGUCCACCAUCGCCCCUGACCAGGGGUCUACACCGAGAUGGCUUCUUCGUCCUGUGUUCCACAGGGUGGACCCUCCUCAGACACCCGAUCAGCAGGCAAGGGGUGCACUGGCCUCGCUCUCCCCAGCACCCCACCAGGAACCUCCUUCAACAUUCUGCACAUGAAGUUCAGAAAAAUCGCCCGAGAGCCACAGUCACCUGUCUGCUUGCCCUUUAAUUAUUCAUGGAAAGUGGGUCCAGCUGUCCACCAUGUGAAUUGUAAGAGGAUGUGCCCAGAGGCUACAAGAGACCCAUGGUUUGCAGUCUGCCCACCUCUUCUGAUCUUGGAAGCCCUGGAAUGGCCAGUCAUCCCCUCACAGGUGUUCAACGCACAUGUGACCCCCACUGAACUCUGAGCUUUCGUCGCCUGUUUUUUAAAGGCCCAACACCCCACCUGCCACCUUUCUAUCUAUCUGGUUGAUAACAGAGGCCUACCUGGUGCCAGCCGGACACACGCAUAGGAAGGAUGACCACGGUCCUCCUGGUGGGUCCUGCACAGCACCUGUGGGCUGCGUUUCCUGAUGCUGGAAUCUGGGGCCCUUGCUUUCUCUCAGUUCUGCAUGGGACAAUUUGUCACUCUGAGGAUGGGGUCACAGCAUUGCAGGCCAGGUUCCUGCUCCACCUGUCUGCAGCCUAGAGACACCAGCUGACCUGUCCCAUGAAGGCCAGGCCCUGUUCUCUGGGGUCCCCCUAAACGCCCUCCCACCACUGUCAGCCUCUGGACCCCCUGGCUCCAGCAGCACCUUCUGGCCUUGGUGUGUGACUGAUGGGCCAGACCCUGCCCAAGAAAGCCCUGCCCCACGCGGCAGCCUGGCUGGGGGUGUCCCAGGAGAGCCUCAUGCUCACGUCUCAACCCUAAAGGCAAUAACUGUCCCGACAGCUCAGCACUUCACCCUGGACAAGGCCGGGAGACCAUGACCUGGCACCCACUUACAAACAAGGUCUUUUGUAAUGAACGUUUUUCAAAAUAUUGUGCGUUACAUCAUAAAGCUAAUGUUAAAUAUUUGCUAUUCCGAUCAGCUAAUCCUGCACAAAGGUAGCACUGUAUAUUUUAUCUAACUUUUCUGUGCCAAAAAGUUCAUUUUAAUGUUUCUGUAACAGUCUCUUGAUUAUGUUUCUGUAACAAAGCCUCGGCUACUGGAUCAUAGGAACGAGCUGCACCCUCCGACCCCACAGCUCGCCCCAGUCCUCGAAGGGCUCCGGUUCCCCCAUGUGUCUUGCGACAGCCGCGUCUCAAUUUUAGGGGCUCAAAAUCCUGUCCCUCAAUUAUUACAAAUUCAACAGGCCUCCCUGGACCUGAAGGUUGUAUUAGGAGAGAAAUCCACGUUCUCUCAAAGUGGGCCAACCUGUGCCCUGGGGACACCCACUAGGAGCCGCUGGAGGCCCAGGGCUCUGCUUCUCUCCACUGCCCGUGUCCCACCUGCUUGGAAGCCACUAGCUGACCCAUGCAGGCCAUCCCCGGGUUCUCUGCCUGGAGAGCGGGGAUUCCGAGGGUGGCAGAGGAACUAACUGGCCUUCCGUCAUCUCAGUCACCUAGAAAGGAUGGCGUGACCACCGCAGCCUGGGCAUGGUGGGUGGGCCUCACCUGAGCACAGACCCUGGGCCCCCCAGCCUGGGCAGAGGUGACCAGGGCACAGAGUGGGCCUCAGCGGGCAGGCUCCCAACUACCCUCUUACGUUAUGGUUUACACGAUAGAAUUUUUAAACAAAAAUGUUUAAUUUUCUAAAAUCUCUUGUAUUAAAAUUUUCUUUUGGAAUAAGCUGUGGUAAUUUUGUUACAAUCUGGUUGAUUAAACCUCUUUACAGUGACAAAAUAAAAACGGCGACAUUUUGUAAGUCA
Molecule: messenger RNA, 5618 nt
Organism: Ictidomys tridecemlineatus (thirteen-lined ground squirrel)
Lineage: Eukaryota; Metazoa; Chordata; Mammalia; Rodentia; Sciuridae
Source: RefSeq, a predicted model, not a curated record